Molecule: messenger RNA, 426 nt
Organism: Fimicolochytrium jonesii
Lineage: Eukaryota; Fungi; Chytridiomycota; Chytridiomycetes; Spizellomycetales; Powellomycetaceae
Exons: 3
Coding region: 1-426 (141 amino acids)
Source: RefSeq, a predicted model, not a curated record
AUGCCUACGCAGCUUGCAUCUUGGUGCUUGCCUCAGGGUGACUUAAACAAGAUAAAUCUCCUCACGCAAACGGAACGCCUUGAAGGAAAGCAUCAAGAAAUCUCAUCACAGCUUGAAGAACGCGAUCGGAGCACCUCGGAAGUCAAUGCGUCCAUAGCUCAGCUGAAUGCAAAGGUACAGGAGAUGGACGCGAGGCUGACAUGGUGUUUCGAUGCUGAGCGACGCCUCUACAAUCGGCGUAAAACGAUCAUCGACUAUGUGAAACGGAAAGCCAACGAGGACAACGAGGAUAUUACUGAUACUAUCAAGAAAGUGGAUGCGAAGAGGAUCAAAUUGCAUCCACCAACGGGCAGGUCCCUAACCUCGCUGAAUCAAGCUCUGAGAAAGUUUGGCGAUGACUGGGACAAGCCCGCGCUGGCCGAAUAA